Messenger RNA from Cyprinus carpio (common carp), 2636 nucleotides. RefSeq names its product follistatin-related protein 5-like. The transcript has 14 exons. The coding region runs from base 106 to 2532 and encodes 808 amino acids. The record is from RefSeq and is a predicted model, not a curated record. Gene Ontology annotation, molecular function: calcium ion binding; protein binding. Gene Ontology annotation, biological process: regulation of BMP signaling pathway; multicellular organism development; cell differentiation. Lineage: Eukaryota; Metazoa; Chordata; Actinopteri; Cypriniformes; Cyprinidae.
GGCGACAGCGGCAAGGAACCCAAAAACUCCAUCGGUGACAGAAAUGGAGAAAAAAACCUUGGGAGAAACCAGGCUCAGACAGGGGGCCCGUUCUCCCCUGGCCAGAUGAAACCAGCAUGGCGUGGUUUAAUUCCAGGCUGUAACACAGGGUUCUUGGGUCAGAAUGGCUUUCCUGGGCCCUGUGAACACAAGUACUGUGGUUUGGGAAAGCACUGUGUGGUUGACCGAGAAACAGGUGAAGGAGAAUGUCAGUGUCUGGAACGUUGCAAACCACAUUAUAAACCUGUGUGCGGAUCAGAUGGCAAACUCUACCAGAACCACUGUGAGCUUCACAGAGCCUCCUGUAUGGCCCAUCAGAGAAUAACCAUCAUGCACAGCGAGGAAUGCUUCUACAAAGAUGAUAACUGUCAUCUGGGAGAUUAUAAAAAAUUGAAGACCAAGAUGUUGGACUUGCAUGCUCAGAGGUACUUGACCCCGGGUAACCAUGGCAGCCACGAGAACGAUAUGGCAACUAGGAAACAUCUGGUGGACAUGAUGUUCAAGCGCUUUGACGCAGAUGGUAAUGGAAGAGUUGACAGCAGUGAGCUCUCACAGGUCGUCAAGCAGGAAGGUCUGAGCAGGACCACAUCAGAAUGCACUCUGUUCGAUCUGUUCAAAUAUAAUGAUGUAAACGAUGACGAACACCUUACCAGAGAGGAGUUCUACACAGCUUUUGAGGUCUAUCAGCUCAGCCUUCCUGAAGACCAGAAGCUGAGCAUCACCACGGUAACGGUGGGUCAGAGUGCUGUGCUCACAUGUGCCAUCACAGGAGACCAGCGGCCACCAAUCAUCUGGAGACGCAACAACCAUGCUCUCAACAUGCUGGAGCUGGAGGACAUUAACGAUUUCGGAGAUGAUGGAUCACUGUACAUUACCAAGGUGACCACUACGCACAUGGGCAACUACACCUGCCAUGCGGACGGCUACGAGCAGCUUUUCCAAACACACACCCUGCAGGUUAAUGUGCCACCUGUUAUCCGGGUGUACCCUGAGAGCCAGGCACGUGAGCCAGGGGUCACAGCCAGUCUGCGGUGUUACGCUGAGGGCAUCCCUGACCCACAACUCUCAUGGCUGAAGAAUGGCAUGGACAUCACCACAAAACUCUCCAAACAACUUACACUUCAGGCUAACGGGAGCGAGGUGCACAUCAGUAACGUCCACUUUGAGGACACCGGCGCCUAUACCUGCAUUGCCCGUAAUGAGGCCGGAGUGGACGAGGACAUCUCCUCUCUAUUCGUGGAGGACUCCGCUCGGAAAACGUUGGCAAACAUCCUGUGGAGAGAAGAAGGUCUGGGGAUUGGAAACAUGUUCUAUGUGUUUUAUGAGGACGGUAUUAAAGUUAUCCAGCCAGUGGCCUGUGAGAUUCAGAGACACAUCAAACCCAGCGAGAAGCUUCUUGGCCUGCAGGAGGAGGUCUGUCCACAAGUUGAGGGAGAGAAGGAUCAGAAAUGUAUGUGGACAUCAGCUGUCAAUGUGAAGGACAAGUUCAUUUACGUCACACAGCCUUUGCUGAACAGGUUGCUCAUUGUAGACAUUCAAUCCCAGAAAGCUGUUCAGACUGUGAGCACCGACCGGGUUCCAGUGAAGCUGCACUAUGACAAGUCUCAUGACCAGGUGUGGAUCCUGAGCUGGGGAGAUCUCGAGAAAAACUUUCCAACCCUCCAGGUGAUCAGCCAAGCCAGUGGAAGCACGUCCCACCACACCAUCCACACCCAGCCAGUUGGCCAUCGCUUCGACAGGGUGGAGGAUUUCUUUAUUCCUCCAAUAAGCCUCACCAUCAAUCACAUCAGGUUUGGCAUCAUUCUCCACAAGAAUGAACCAGCUCUUCAUAAGAUUGAUUUGGAAACCACCUCCUAUGUGAAAAACAUUAGUCUGCAGGAGUACGAUUGCAUCCCACAAUCCCUCGCCUACACGCACCUGGGCGGAUACUACUUCGUCAACUGUCAGCCAGACUCAACAGGUGCGGUACGGUCACAAUUAAUCAUCGAUAGCGUAACAGACAAUGUCAUCGGUCCAAACAGGGAUGUGAGCGGCACACCUUAUGUCUCUCCUGAUGGCCACUAUUUAGUGAGCGUGGAUGACCGUGACGGGCUAAUGCGCUUGCAGCAUGUGUCCGUGCGGGGUGAGAUCGGCCAACCCUUUGACAUUCACACCAACCUGCACCUGUCCGAUCUGGCCUUCAUGCCCUCUUUCACUGAGGCUAACCAGUAUAACGUGUUCGGCAGCACAGGCCGCCAGACGGAUGCUCUUUUUGUAGAGCUCAGCACCGGUAAUGUCAAAAUGAUCAAGAGCCUAAAGCAGCCCACGCCGGCUGCUCGGUGGCCUUGGAAUCGGCAGAACAGGGUCAUGACUGGCAGCGGGCUGUUCGGACAGUAUCUCAUGACCCCUUCUCAAAGCUCCCUGUUUAUUCUGGAUGGGCGGCUGGAUAAACUCAACUGUGAGAUCACCGACGUUCCCUUGGGAAAUACUGUGGUGUGGGUGGGAGAGCCGUAAGUCAUUUUAUAGGGGCUUGAGAGGGAAACAAACAAAAACAGGUUGCACUGAAUUUGGUCUCCGUUUAAUUUAUUGAGAAUAAAAUAAGUCUCAAAGUUUGGAAC